Messenger RNA from Caenorhabditis sp. 36 PRJEB53466, 4802 nucleotides. NCBI's taxonomy places the organism in Eukaryota, Metazoa, Nematoda, Chromadorea, Rhabditida, Rhabditidae. The record is from the annotation of a GenBank genome assembly.
AUGGCAAGCACACCAGGCGUGCUUGUCGACGACAAUGUGCUGGAGGUGCUGCGCAAAGCACAACUCGACGCGUUCGUGAACAAAUUCGUGUUCCAAUUCAACGUCCGACGAUUUGAUCACUUCUCACAUGUACGGGAUAAAGAUAUGCAGGUAUUUGGCGUACAAACAUGUUCAUCCGGAUGAGAACAAGAAAGUUUUGAAGGAAAUCGGGAUGCAACAACAGCAGAUCAGACAACUACGUGAGCAGAUUCUCAAAAUGUCGCGAGAAAUGUGGAAUCGCAGCGAUCCGAAACAAGUCUACGUGCAGUCGGAUCAAUCGACGCCUAUUCAGAGCACGAUUGACGAACGAGCACUUAUUCCCAAUGAGCAGGUACCAAACAAGGAACGCUCUAAAAUUAACGUUCAAUUGUACAUUUCUAGAUCAAAUUGUACGAACUGAUCGGUGAAGGUUCAUUUGCGGUGGUCAAACGAGGUACCUGGACACAAAGCAGCGGACAGACGACGGAUGUGGCCGUCAAAAUUCUGCGCGACAUCUCGCCGAACAUUAUGGACGAUUUGAGAGUGAGUCGUAGUGAGCAAGCGGCUGUCCAUUCACGUAAGUGCCCUUUUCAGGUGGAAGCGAGUCACUUGCUCAAGCUCCAGCACCCUUCACUCAUUCGCCUCUACGGAAUUGUUCGCCAGCCGGCAAUGAUGGUUUGUUUGCACCGCCGAUUUUAUCUCGAAUUUCCCGUUUCGAAACGUGAAUUACAGGUGUUUGAACGUUGCGAGGGAGGCUCACUUCUCGACCGGUUGAGGGAUGACAAAAAGCCGAUUCCGCUCGUCUCGAGGCUCCACGAUUAUUGUAUGCAGAUUGCGAAGGCGUUGCAGUUCUUGGAAUCGAAACAUUGUGUGCACCGAGACGUGGCCGCUAGAAAUAUCCUUCUCUCCAAGGAUGAAAAAGUAUAAACACCACGAACUGAUGAUUGAAGUACAACUUUUGAUUUUCAGAUAGUCAAAAUCUGCGACUUUGGUUUGAUGAGAGCGCUCAAAGAGAACGAGCAAAUGUACACAAUGGCUCCUCAAAAGAAGGUUCCAUUCGCCUGGUGUCCUCCAGAAGCCCUCCGCCAUCGCAAGUUCUCCCACGCCUCCGAUGUCUGGUCGUACGGCAUCACAAUCUGGGAGAUUUUCACAUUUGGAGAAGAGCCGUGGGUCGGGUGUCGUGCCAUCGACGUACUCAAGAAUAUGGACGCGGGAGAGCGGCUCGAAAAACCCAAAUACUGCUCUGAGCGCCUUUAUCAAAUAAUGCAAAAUUGUUGGAAAUCCAAUCCGGCGGAGCGAUGCAAAUUUGGUGCAAUCCGCGAGGAUUUGAAAGCGGCCAUGUUCCUUGAGGCGGUCGCCAGAGAGGCAUACAACUCGAUUCAGCCGGGAACUCUUCAGCUGAUUAAAGGAGAUGAAGUUAUCGUUGUCGAAAACACGUUAGUUUCUUUUUCCCAUCGCUUCUCUUUCUCUGAAAUUGUUUAAAUGUUUGCUUUAGGGGUCAAGACUGGUUUGGGCAGAACAAGAAGAACCAACACUUUGGCACUUUUCCGCGAACCGCCGUGUUCGCUCAGUCAAAUCACGCGGUUGCGGCAACCACUGCAGUCACUCCACAGGUGAUUUUCAUAUGUAUAGGAUUACUAUAUGCAAAUUUUUGCAUUUCAGAAAGUUCCGACGGCGCCAACGAUCAAAGUUCCGCCCCAACAAGUUAUUCAGCCGCCCCCAUUGCCAUUUGCUCCAAAGCCUCUGAACAACAAUAGCAUUACUUCUGUCCACGACCGAGGAUCGAGAAUUUCAAUGCCAGUUGCAGGUUAGGCAAUAAAUUAGAUGGAAACGUUGACUUGACUUUAAAUUUGCUUUUUCUGUCCUCUGUUACAUGCCCCAUGUUCCCAUUCAGGUUCCUUCAUUCAUACCGGCCAUGGAGAUCCCUUGGGCGGUCAAUCCUGGGGAAAUCCCUCAUCCAUUGACCAAAUGUACUUGAAGAAUCCAGUGAAAGGUGUCCCUUUGUCAAGGUUUGUCCAUCCAUCCAUUCAUCCCAACUCCCCUCUGUCACCCGAAAUCUUUUAGCAUGUCCAACGGCGCCGAAGUCAUUGCGAGUAAAGUUCAGUUGACCAACGGAGGCCGGAAUACACAUGUCCCUGGUGAGUUUUAUUUUCGUAAACAAUUUCGUCCUGGUGCCUCAUCCUCUCCGUUUUUCAAUAGUUUUUGUUAGCGCUCAGUGUCAUCGGGGCGCUCUUUUUGUGUGUGUGUGGGUAGAAGAAGACUGAAACGAGGCCGUGUUUGCUCCUCACAUUUAUCAAAAUCAAACUCAACUUCUUGUGUCUCGUCUAUCUGUUUGAUAACCUUACCCGUAUGUCAGCCGCCUCAUCCGCUUCCGCCGCCUCCAUUACUUCUGUCCGUGGUCUGUCCCUUGAUCUUCCGGAAUUCGACGAUUUUGAUCGCGCGUUUGACGACAGUUUCUCGCCCUCAAAUAUUGAGUUUCCUAGAGGUUUUGGUGAGUUACAUUUUGAAUAUCCGAGACUGACCAACUAACUCAACAAUUCUAGUCAAAACCGGAUAUAACGUUAAUGUUAUUCAGGUAACGAAAGUAUGAUCAGCCACGUCAGCAACGGAUCCACCGCCAGCACUUUCCUGUUAGAUGGCCCAAAGCCAAAUGAUCAUGUCUUCGAUGUUCGUGGAAAUGUGCUCCAUCCUACGCCCAUUGAAAAAAUUCCAUCCGCCACUUUGAAACCGAUUCUGGUUGCUCCGUCAAGCAUUGGAGUGGUCACUAUGGAACUGCCGGACAAAUUCACCAUUCCACAGCCACACAGUUCGAUUGGAAUCAACAGAACCGCCGCUGACCCAAUGCGCGUUCAGGUGAGUCAUCGUUUUGUUGGUUGUACUUGUUUGAGUACUAAUCUUCUUGUUUGCAGCCCCGCCAUAACAACUCUGCCGGUUCUCGCCUUGACAGCAUGGGGAGCACCGCCACGCCGAGACUCUCGGAUAUGAAACCAUUUGUGAUCGAUACCCGACAGAACAAUCAGAACUUCCUCCCGGAACUUCAAAAUCGCUUGGAUCUUGGAAAUGACGUUGGAAAUGCGAUGCGUCCCCGUCCGGCUUCAUCAAUUGGAAUUCAAAACAACGGAAUAACUCAAAUCGGCGGCAACAUUCAGCGGCCGUUCUCAGUCAUCAACACGCCGACAGUAAUUCCGUGCUUGGUCCCGACUCCAGCUCCAAUCUCUUCUAUAAAUCCGACUCCAAACCAGAAAGUGCUCACGAAUCAGGCGAAUCCACUGCAAAAAGCACUGACUGAUGAGUUAAAGGGCAAUCUGAGCAGAAGACCGACAAGCACGAGCGCGGCGAAUGAAAGUACGGCUCCACAGGGUCAGCGAAACGUUCUGCUGCCGCAACAAUAUCCAUUCAACCCGACUACUACGAGUCAGAAGCCGUUCCAGCCGCAACAAGUCAGACUUCCACUUCCAACCACGUCAUCACCUUCAGUGUCUCGUCCAGUGCUUUCGCAAACCCAACCAGCAGCCGCUCCUUAUGUUCCACCAGCUCACCAUGUCCCUCGCGCGACGGCUGCUCCAAUUCCAGCUCCUACAGUUGUGCCAACUGCCACGUCGGCUGCAGCUACUGCUCCACCGAAGAAAGCUCCUACUCCAGUGGUGAUUUCUCAGCAAACUGCAGCUUCAUCGGCCAGUGUAGUCACUAGAAGACCGACACCAACCAAUCCGCCAAUGUCCGAAGAGGAGAGAAAAUCGAAAAUCAUUAUGGAGAUCAACUCGGCGCUCCCCGCUCCCAGCUCUCUGCUUUUUGGCUCCAAUUCCACGUCGUCACUCCCGUCGGUUUUGCCCUCGGCACCUUCCACGUCGACUGUUCGAGACAGACCAACUGUAAAGCUACUUUUUUGUCUUUUUCUUUGAUAAACUGGGUUGUUUUCAGAUCGCGCCAUCUCAGCCACAACGGACCAUGCCACCAAAGAAGACGUCCGAGCCGAUUCUCUCGACGGAAGUUCUUCAGCCGACGCGUCUGAAUACUACACCUGCGUCAGUCGCUCAUUCAGUUGCCCAGCCUAUCCGAAAUCCAUCUCCUCCCGUUGUCAACAACAAGCAACCAGUUCUGGCCGAGAAAAAGAUCGCCGCACCGACGGCCACCACAAACGUUCCGUUGUUCAACAUCACUAAUUCGAGCAACAUGUACCCACAGCUCGGCGGCGUUCCGAAUUACGGAAAUGGGUACACCCCAUACGGAUAUGGUACGAAUUAUUACGGUGGAGGAUAUCAAGCAUACCAGGGCUACAAUCCCUAUCUCAGCGGGAUGGGACAACUCGCUCUGACCCACAGUGCCGUGACGUCAUUGCCACCAUUGGUUCCAUCUGAGAAUCGUUUCUCGGGUACUGCUCAGCCACUCGGAGAAUCUGACAUCAUUGAGUUGUUGGGACAACAGAACAGACCUCCGGCGGCUCCUUCCGGUCAGGAACAAAAUCCGGCUCGGAUUCGUUCUGCCCCAUCCGCCGCGCCCGGUGAUGUGAGCAUGGCUGAAAAGAUGGAAGUGUUAUACAAAGAGGCAAAUUUCACAAAGUAAGUGUUUCCUGGCAACAUUCAGUGCAAAAUUGCUGUUUCAGGAGUGGCAACUGUGACACAAUGGUGAUGAACUGCAACGGAGACACUGAGCUGGCUCUGAAAAUGUUGAAGCAGCAGCAUCUGGUGGAUAUGGGUGUGGCCGACAGCACGGACCGGGCUCGUCGUGCUCUUGAAUCUCAUCAGUAUGAUCUCACCGCUGCCGUCAACUUUCUCCUAGGCUGA